Molecule: messenger RNA, 2997 nt
Organism: Penicillium pulvis
Lineage: Eukaryota; Fungi; Ascomycota; Eurotiomycetes; Eurotiales; Aspergillaceae
Product: isoleucine--tRNA ligase ISM1
Exons: 1
Coding region: 1-2997 (998 amino acids)
Biological process (GO): isoleucyl-tRNA aminoacylation
Cellular component (GO): cytosol
Molecular function (GO): isoleucine-tRNA ligase activity; ATP binding; aminoacyl-tRNA deacylase activity
Source: RefSeq, a predicted model, not a curated record
AUGUCGAAACCGCCAAGGUCCAUUCCUAAGUCCUGGACAUCAACCCUCAAACUCCCCAAAUCGGCCUUCCCCCCGCGCGUGUCGCCGGCCGACCAGAAAAAAUACCUCAAACGAUGCACCGAUGAGCUGUACGCAUGGCAGCGCCAGGAACGACCUGCAGACCAACCCUUCGUCCUCCACGAUGGCCCACCUUAUGCGAAUGGCGAUUUGCAUAUCGGCCACGCGCUCAACAAAAUCCUGAAGGACAUCAUAUGUCGUUUCCAAUUGGGACAGGGCAAGCGGGUGCGAUAUGUUCCCGGCUGGGAUUGCCACGGCUUGCCCAUUGAGCUGAAGGCGCUGCAAGGUCUGCGCGAGAUGGGUGUGGCAGAUAAAUCGGUCAGUGCGGCGGUUAUCCGUAAGUCGGCACGACAGCUUGCCAGGCAAACAGUCAAGGACCAGAUGAAGGGAUUCCGCGGGUUCGGAGUCAUGGCUGAUUGGGAUAAUCACUGGAAGACCUUGGACAAAUCGUUUGAGAUGCGGCAGCUGGGUAUCUUUCGGGAGAUGGUAGAUCGGGGCCUCAUCUAUCGAAAGUUCAAGCCGGUGUAUUGGUCGCCGUCUACAGGGACGGCACUGGCGGAGGCUGAGUUGGAAUACAAGGAUGACCAUGUCUCAACCGCUGCGCUCGUCAAGUUCCCCCUGGUGAACAUCCCCGGACAUCUCGCACAGGACCCAUUGCUUCAAUCGAAAGAUGUGAGCGCGGUCAUCUGGACUACCACCCCAUGGACCCUGCCUGCCAACGCGGCAAUUGCCGUCAGCGAAGGCCUGGAGUACACCAUCGUUAAUUCGGAAACGCACGGAUACCUUCUUGUGGCACAGUCGCGAGUUGAGUAUCUUCAGCAUAUGUUAAACGAGGAUUUGGAUAUCAUUGUGCCAUCGAUUCUUGGAUCGGAAUUGGCGGAGAAGACUACCUACCGAGCUCUUUUCAAGGGCUCGGAGGCUGAACCUCAGCCGAUCAUCAGUGCGCCCUUUGUUACUGCAGAUUCUGGAUCUGGAUUGGUUCACUGCGCACCUGGUCACGGUAUGGACGACUACGAGGCCUGUCUUGCUCGUGGCAUUGAGGUCUUUGCACCCGUCAAUGAUGACGGCAAAUUUACCGAAAAGGCCAUGCCUCAUGACCCUGCUCGCUUAACUGGAAAGUCGGUGCUCGGAGAGGGCAAUGAUGCUGUUCUAGAAUAUGCUCAGUCACAAGGCCAACUCCUCGCUCAGCACCGUUACGAUCACAAGUACCCAUACGACUGGCGUUCUAAGCAGCCAAUCAUCAUCCGGGCCACUGAACAAUGGUUCGCUGAUGUGGCCGAUAUUCGCAGCAGUGCACUCAAAGCGCUCGAGGAUGUCCAAUUCGUCCCCGAGGCUGGCAAGCACCGACUGGAGAACUUCGUAAAGAACCGCAGCGAAUGGUGCAUUUCGCGCCAACGGGCCUGGGGUGUACCGAUUCCUGCUAUCUACCACCGACCCACUGGUGAGGCGGUCCUGACCAAGGAAAGCGUGUCACAUAUAAUGCAAACCAUUGAGGAACGAGGCAUUGACGCCUGGUGGACCGAUAGCGCUGAUGACCCGGCCUGGAUUCCAUCAUCGCUGCGAAAUGACUCUGGAGGCUAUCGACGGGGCACGGAUACAAUGGAUGUCUGGUUCGAUAGUGGCACAAGUUGGUCGGAGAUUGACGUUCCCAUGGAAGGACGCAGCCACCCUGCAGAUGUCUAUCUUGAAGGAAGCGACCAGCAUCGUGGCUGGUUCCAAUCGGGUCUCUUGACUUAUAUUGCCCACCAGCUCGCAUCUGGCAAGACUGGCGUGCCUCGUGCACCUUUCCGCAACCUUAUCACCCACGGUUUUACUCUGGAUGAACAUGGUCGCAAGAUGAGCAAGUCUAUUGGCAACACCAUCGCGCCCCAGACCAUUAUGGAUGGAACACUCUUGCCCCCUCUCAAGCCACGCAAGGGUAAAGGCAAGAAUCAGGCUGAGAAUCAAGGUCCGGCCUACGAUGCCUUGGGCGCUGAUGCUCUUCGCAUGUGGGCAGCUAGUAGUGACUACACCCGUGAUGUCGUGAUUGGCAAACAGGUUCUUCAGACCGUUCACACCAGUCUCCACAAGUUCCGGGUUACAUUCAAACUCCUCCUCGGCGCGCUGGCCGAUUUCCAGCCAGAACGCGUGGUGCCAUACAUGCAGUUGCAACAGGUAGAUCGAAUUGCCCUUAAACACUUGUCGGACAUGGUCCUUGCAUCCCGCAAGUCCUGUGAGAACUUUGAGUUCUACAAGGCUGUUAGCAUAAUGAACCGCUGGGCCAACCUUGAGUUCUCCGCCUUUUACAUGGAGGCCAUUAAGGAUCGACUUUACACCCUGGGCGAGAACAGCACUAGUCGGCGGGCGGCGCAGAGCACCCUCUUCUACAUCUAUCACCACCUUCAAGAAGUCCUUGGUCCCAUUACCCCCCUACUGGUGGAGGAGACCUGGGAGCACACCCCUAACGCCAUCAAGUCGGUCAGCGAGCACCCCUUACGACGCAUCACCUCUGCCCCCGCGUCCGAAUGGCAGGAUUCCUCUCUAAAUGAGAAUUACCUGGAGAUUAUUGCAGUGCACUCGGUGAUCAAGAACCUGCAAGAGCAGGCUCGCGGAAAGAAGCAACUUGGGUCGUCCUUGCAAUCAUUCGUGCACGUGGUCCUCCCUGGUGACACAAGUACUGUAUUCCACCAAUACCUCUCCGAACUACCCGAUCUCUUUGUCGUCUCAUCGGUCACCCUCGGUCACCCUGGCGACUCGGUCCCAGCCGAGAUUUCGCAGGCUGAGUGGCAAUAUGAGGAAGCUUGUGAGCUACCUGAUGGACAGGGGCGGGUGUAUGUCUAUGCACCCCAGGCCUCUAAGUGUAAUCGGUGCUGGCGAUACGCAGUACCCGAGAUGGAAGCCGAGAAUGCGAUCUGCGACCGGUGUGAAAGCGUAUUGGACGAGCUUGAGGCAUCCGCAUAA